UCCAAAUUCAGUAACAAUCAGCUGAUAAACACAUACAAUCAAACUACAAAUUCAAAUUCCAUAAAAAUUCGUUUUAAGUUAUUAACAAAAAUGCAACAAAACAGCCUAAUAGACAAUACAGACAGUUGUAUUAAAUCCUUCUUGAAGGGAAUCCAAGUGGCUUAUCCAGGACUUUCAGUCGAUGUAAAUUCAAAAAUUGUAAUGUACAAUAAGGAUCGGCAAUAUAAAGUCGCAUUGGUAAGUGGUGGAAGGGCAGGUCAUGAACCGUUUGGUGCAGGUUUUGUGGGAGAAAAUAUGUUAACAGGUUUCAUACUUGGAACGUUACACUCUUCUCCGCCAUCCAGUACGAUAUACACAGGAAUGGUGAAUUUAUUAACAAAAAAUAAAGGUGGGGUUUUAGCACUGGUUCUUAAUUACAUGGACAACAAACUUAAUUUUGGAACGGCGGUAGAAAGAUUGAAGCUACUUGGUAGAAAAAUUGAAAGUGUUUAUGUGUCAGAAGAUUGUGUACAUGGGGAAUUUCAAACGAUCGAUUGUGGAAGAAGGGGUUGCUGUGGGAUAGCAUUAAUUUCAAAAAUAAUAGGUGGUCUCACAUCAAAAGGUUUUAAACUAAAAUUCCUGAAAAAAGAAGCUGAAGAAAUAAAUUCAAGGAUGUACACACUAAGUGCAGCUUUAGCACCAAGCACGCUAUUCGAAGGUAAACAUUUUUUCAAGGGUACUACUGAAAGGAAAAUGGAAAUCGGAAUGGGUUUGAAUGGUGAAAAAGGUAUAAAAACAGUGAAGAUAUCAAGUAUGAAAGAAAUAGUAGAAUCUCUCCUUGCGAGAUUAUACCAGGAGGCACACAUUAAGGCAAAAAAUGAUGUCUUUGUCAUUCUAAUAAACAAUCUUGGAAUUUGCACUGAUCUUGAAAUGUACAGCAUCGCCUAUGAAGUUGUAACUCAAAUUGAAAAGUGGAACAUUGUGAUCAAACGUGUCUAUGUUGGAAAAAUGAUGACUUCUUUAGAUGCAAAAGGCUUUCACAUAACUAUAUUAAACGUCACUGGUAAGAAGCUUUGGAUAACUGAACUGGAUACCAAUACAGAUGCCUUUGGAUGGACGUUCUCAGCAUACAGCUUUGGACAAGCUCCACCAAUCACAUUUAUAGAGAAAAAACCCAACUUAAAUUUGAUUGCAGGCAUAGUAUUGACUGUUCCACAAUCAAAAAUUUUUGAAGAUAUUUUAAUUAAUAUAUGCACGUCUUUGGAAGAAAAUGAAUCUAAGCUCAACCAGCUGGACCUUGCUAAAGGGACCGGCGAUUUUGGCACCUGUUUGAAGCGACUCGCCUCAGGAAUCAGAAACAAUAUUGCAACUUGGGAUUUAAGGGACCUUUCUAAAAUUUUCUUUUUGAUAUCUGAAAUAACAGAGAGUCAAGUGGGAGGAAUGUAUGGAGCUUUAUAUUCACUGAUGAUGAUGGGAGCAGCAAACAAUUCAUACGAUUGGGUUACUAUUUGGAAAGCAGCAUUAGAUAAGAUUUAUGAGUACACCAAUGCUAAAGUUGGAAACGCGACAAUGAUAGAUGUCUUAGAACCUGGAUUUCAAUCCUUUAUAGACAUUAUGACCGCCGAUGAUUCAAAUUGGAUGGAAGCUAUUGACGAUGCUGUUGCAAGUGCUAGAGAUGGAUGUAACAGCACUUCUUCCAUGAAACAACAAGUAAGUCAAUCUUUUUUUGACAAUACUUCAGAAAUGAACAAUGUGGAUGCAGGUGCUUACUCUGUUGUCAUAUGUCUGGAAGCAAUACAAGCUACUCUUAAACGAGGUCAAGAAGAUGAAGAGCAUAUGCUUUUCAGUUAAGCAAAAUACAACUUC
Molecule: messenger RNA, 1845 nt
Organism: Cimex lectularius (bed bug)
Lineage: Eukaryota; Metazoa; Arthropoda; Insecta; Hemiptera; Cimicidae
Product: PTS-dependent dihydroxyacetone kinase 1, dihydroxyacetone-binding subunit DhaK-like
Exons: 13
Coding region: 91-1830 (579 amino acids)
Biological process (GO): glycerol catabolic process
Cellular component (GO): cytosol
Molecular function (GO): glycerone kinase activity
Source: RefSeq, a predicted model, not a curated record